AUGUUUGUUGAUAAGAAUUUAGCUUCUACCAAAUCAAAACAUUAAAAACUUGAUAUUAGUGAAUUAGGUAAGUAAAAAAUAAAAAUUUAGAAUAAGUAACAAGAAAAAAAGUGAUGUAAAAUACAAGCUUAAAUCCAUAUACAGGAAAUUAAUAUUCAGCUGACUAUUAUAAAAUCUUAGCGGUUAGAAAGUAGUUACCUGCUUGGGAUGGUAAAUCCUAAUUUUUUAUUUAUAAUAGCAAAGGAAUAAUUGUUUAUGUUGAUGGAAUAAUAUUAAGUAAUAGUUUUACAGGGGGAAACUGGAAGUGGAAAAACAACGCAAAUACCAUAAUUCUUAUUAGAGAAAUAUAGCAAAGGUAGAGGAAUUGCAUGUACACAACCAAGAAGAGUUGCAGCAAUGAGUGUUGCAAAAAGAGUAGCUGAAGAAAUGGAUGUUGCACUUGGUGAAGAAGUUGGUUAUUCAAUUAGAUUUGAAGAAAAGACUUCAAAUAGAACCAUCUUAAAAUAUAUGACGGAUGGUAUGCUUCUAAGAGAGUAUAUAACAUCAUUAGUUAAUUAAUUAGAGCUAUGCAUGAUCCAAAGUUAGAAAGGUAUUCAGUUGUCAUCUUGGACGAAGCCCAUGAAAGAACUCUUAAUACAGACAUAUUAUUUGGACUCCUGAAGGAAAUCAUGUUGAAAAGACCUGAAGACCUGAAAGUAGUGAUUAUGUCUGCAACAAUGGAUGCAGAGAAAUUUUAAAAGUAUUUUCAUAAUGCUCCCCUUUUGGACAUUCCAGGGAGAGUUUAUCCAGUGGAAAUAUUCUACACCUAAAAACCUGAAAAAAGCUAUCUGGAUGCAGCAAUUAGUACCACAAUCAAUAUACAUGCAUAUGAGGAUCCAGGAGAUAUCUUAGUAUUUCUCACAGGAGAGGAAGUACAUACUAUAAUUCUAUUAUUUCCUAUAGGAAAUCGAAGAAGCCUGUAAGAAGAUCACUUCUGAAAUAUAGAAGUUGGGAGAUGAUGUUGGACCAGUCAGAUGUGUACCGCUUUACAGCACAUUACCACCAAAUUAGUAAUAAAAGAUAUUUGAACCUGCUCCUUAGCCUAAUAAAAAAGGAAUUCAAGGUAGAAAGAUUGUAGUUGCAACCAAUAUCGCAGAAACAUCUAUUACUAUCGAUGGAAUUUGUUAUGUUGUAGAUCCUGGGUUUUCGAAAUAAAGGUUUACAAUCCAAGAUUGAGAGUGGAAUCAUUGCUUGCUUCUCCAAUUUCUAAGGCUUCUGCAUAAUAAAGAGCAGGUAGAGCUGGUAGAACAAGACCUGGUAAAUGUUAUAGAUUAUACACUGAACAAUCAUUUAAUUCUGAAUUGAUUGAUAACACUUAUCCAGAAAUAUUAAGAAGCAAUCUAUCAGCAGUAGUGUUACAAUUGAAGAGAUUGGGAAUAGAUGAUUUAGUCCAUUUUGAUUUUAUGGACCCACCUGCUCCAGAAACAUUAAUGAGAGCUCUAGAGUAAUUAUACUAUUUAAGUGCAUUGGAUGAAGAGGGAAAUCUAACUAAAUUUGGAUAAUAGAUGUCAGAAUUUCCACUUGAUCCACAAUUAUCAAAAGUACUUCUUAGCAGUAAAGAUUUCUAUGUUACUGAUGAGAUAUUGACUAUUGUGGCAUUAUUGUCUGUUUAAUAAGUAUUCUAAAGACCUAAAGAUUAAUAAUAGUAAGCUGAUGAUGCUAGAUACUAAUUUGUCCAUUAAGACGGAGAUCACAUUACAUUCUUGAAUGUUUUUAAAUCAUUUAAAGAACACAAUGAAAGUUCUGAUUGGUGUUAUCAAAAUUUCAUUAAUUAUCGAAGUUUAAAAUCAGCAGAUAAAAUCAAGGAUUAAUUAAGACAAAUUAUGUAAAAGUAAUAAAUUCCUUUGACUAAAACUGAUCCAUCAAAUGCCCUAUAUUACACUUACAUCAAAAAGGCUUUAAUUGCUGGAAUGUUUAUGCAAACAGCUCAUUUGACUAAAAAUGGAGCCUAUAUGACCGUCAAAGAUAGUUAAAUAGUUGCCAUACAUCCAUGUUCAGUCUUAAAUCAUAAACCAGAAUGGAUACUAUAUCAAGAAUUUGUGCUGACUUCAAAAAAUUACUUAAGAACUGUGACAGACAUAGAAGGGAAAUGGCUGUAUGAAAUGUGUCCGGAAUAUUUUAAUCCAAAAACUAUAAAAAAUAUUGAAACAAGAAAGGAAUUCGAAAAAAUAGAGAGACAAGUAAUUAUAAUUAUAAAAUCUAGGUCUUAGAAGAAUAAAGAAAGAAACCUGAUCUAUUGACAGUUGAAUAAAUAUAAAGAUUGCACAAAGAUGUAAAAUCAGAAAGAAACUAAUCAGUUUCUUCUUCAAAAACCAUCCAAAAAUGA
This is a messenger RNA of Paramecium octaurelia, 2365 nucleotides long. The record is from the annotation of a GenBank genome assembly. NCBI's taxonomy places the organism in Eukaryota, Ciliophora, Oligohymenophorea, Peniculida, Parameciidae.